Dryobates pubescens (Downy woodpecker) is the source of this 1902-nucleotide messenger RNA. Its product is annotated as basic proline-rich protein-like. Bases 1 to 1902 code for a protein of 633 amino acids. Lineage: Eukaryota; Metazoa; Chordata; Aves; Piciformes; Picidae. The record is from RefSeq and is a predicted model, not a curated record. The transcript is spliced from 3 exons.
AUGAAGUUCAACCAGGGCAGGCGUAGAGUCCUGUACCUGGGGAGAAACAAUCCCCUGCAGCAGUACAGCCCCGAAGCCCCCAGCCCAGCCCGCCCCGCGUCUCCGACCCCCGAAGCCCCCAGCUCACCCCGCCCCCGUGUCUCUCCGACCCCCGAAGCCCCCAGCCCAGCCCGCCCCCGUGUCUCUCCGACCCCCGAAGCCCCCAGCCCAGCCCGCCCCCGUGUCUCCGACCCCCGAAGCCCCCAGCCCGCCCCCGUGUCUCUCCGACCCCCGAAGCCCCCAGCCCAGCCCGCCCCCGUGUCUCCCCGACCCCCGAAGCCCCCAGCCCAGCCCGCCCCCGUGUCUCUCCGACCCCCGAAGCCCCCAGCCCAGCCCGCCCCCGUGUCUCCGACCCCCGAAGCCCCCAGCCCGCCCCCGUGUCUCUCCGACCCCCGAAGCCCCCAGCCCAGCCCGCCCCCGUGCCUCCGACCCCCGAAGCCCCCAGCCCAGCCCGCCCCCGUGCCUCCGACCCCCGAAGCCCCCAGCCCAGCCCGCCCCCGUGUCUCCGACCCCCGAAGCCCCCAGCCCAGCCCGCCCCCGUGCCUCCCACCCCCGAAGCCCCCAGCCCAGCCCGCCCCCGUCCCCCAGCCCAGCCCGCCCCGUGUCUCUCCGCCCCCGUGUCUCUCCGACCCCCGAAGCCCCCAGCCCAGCCCGCCCCGUGUCUCUCCGCCCCCGUGUCUCCCCGCCCCCGUGUCUCUCCGACCCCCGAAGCCCCCAGCCCAGCGCGCCCCCGUGCCUCCGACCCCCGAAGCCCCCAGCCCAGCCCGCCCCCGUGUCUCCGACCCCCGAAGCCCCCAGCCCAGCCCGCCCCGUGUCUCCCCGACCCCCGAAGCCCCCAGCCCAGCCCGCCCCGUGUCUCUCCGCCCCCGUGUCUCCCCGACCCCCGAAGCCCCCAGCCCAGCCCGCCCCCGUGUCACUCCGACCCCCGAAGCCCCCAGCCCAGCCCGCCCCGUGUCUCUCCGCCCCCGUGUCUCUCCGACCCCCGAAGCCCCCAGCCCAGCCCGCCCCCGUGUCUCCCCGACCCCCGAAGCCCCCAGCCCAGCCCGCCCCCGUGUCUCCGACCCCCGAAGCCCCCAGCCCAGCCCGCCCCCGUGUCUCCGACCCCCGAAGCCCCCAGCCCAGCCCGCCCCCGUGUCUCUCCGACCCCCGAAGCCCCCAGCCCAGCCCGCCCCGUGUCUCUCCGCCCCCGUGUCUCUCCGACCCCCGAAGCCCCCAGCCCAGCCCGCCCCGUGUCUCUCCGCCCCCGUGUCUCCCCGCCCCCGUGUCUCUCCGACCCCCGAAGCCCCCAGCCCAGCGCGCCCCCGUGCCUCCGACCCCCGAAGCCCCCAGCCCAGCCCGCCCCCGUGUCUCCGACCCCCGAAGCCCCCAGCCCAGCCCGCCCCGUGUCUCUCCGCCCCCGUGUCUCCCCGACCCCCGAAGCCCCCAGCCCAGCCCGCCCCGUGUCUCUCCGCCCCCGUGUCUCCCCGACCCCCGAAGCCCCCAGCCCAGCCCGCCCCCGUGUCUCUCCGACCCCCGAAGCCCCCAGCCCAGCCCGCCCCGUGUCUCUCCGCCCCCGUGUCUCUCCGACCCCCGAAGCCCCCAGCCCAGCCCGCCCCCGUGUCUCUCCGACCCCCGAAGCCCCCAGCCCAGCCCGCCCCCGUGUCUCUCCGACCCCCGAAGCCCCCAGCCCAGCCCGCCCCGUGUCUCUCCCUCCCAGCGACGCCGCGGCAGGGGCGGGGCGGGGCGCGGCGCGGGGGGGCGGGGCUCGUGGCGGCGGCGCGGGGGCUGCCGGGAAGGGCCGGCGGCGGCGGCGGCGGGGCGAUGGCGGCGGCGCGCGGCCGGGGCUGCCCCCCGCGGUGGCGGCGGCGGCGGUGGUGGUGGUGA